This is a messenger RNA of Anoplopoma fimbria (sablefish), 2566 nucleotides long. Its product is annotated as tetratricopeptide repeat protein 39C-like. The coding region runs from base 313 to 2082 and encodes 589 amino acids. Gene Ontology annotation, molecular function: protein binding. NCBI's taxonomy places the organism in Eukaryota, Metazoa, Chordata, Actinopteri, Perciformes, Anoplopomatidae. The record is from RefSeq and is a predicted model, not a curated record. The transcript is spliced from 14 exons. Gene Ontology annotation, biological process: otolith morphogenesis; cilium assembly.
CUGAUAAUUCCGGUAGUACCCGAAGGCAGCACGUUUCCUGUCUGCACACUAGCACUGACAGCCACCGGCCGGGCUGCAGAAUACGGAACAACCAGCGACAGACGCGCUGGUGAACGGCUAGUAGUUCUCCGUGUGUCAUUUGGACCUGUUCGCGUGUCAGUCUCCUCGUACCACAAUACGAACAUGACUGCGUUUGCUCCAAACUGUUCUGCCUGCGAGUAGAUUUAACGAGACACACCGCUCCCCGUCUCCCCGUCUCCCCGUCCGCGGCCGCUGUCAGCUCUUCUCCUCCCGGUGUCGCGGAUAACCCAAAUGGCGGACCCAACAGAACCAGCCCCGGGGCGCGUAGCGGAUGAGAAGACGGAGGACAUCAACGAGGCAGAGAUGGCACUGAAAGGAAUCAAUAUGCUGCUCAACAAUGGAUUCAAGGAGAGCGACGAGCUCUUCAGACUAUACAGGAAACACAGUCCUCUGAUGAGUUUCGGGGCCAGUUUCGUGAGUUUUCUGAAUGCCAUGAUGACGUUUGAGGAGGAGAAAAUGCAGAUGGCCUUUGAGGACCUCAAAGCCACAGAGAGACUGUGUGAGAGUGAAAACACUGGUGUCAUUGAGACCAUUAAAAACAAGAUCAAGAGGAGUACGGACUCUCAGAGGUCAGGGGUGGCAGCAGUGGAUCGACUCCAGAGGCAGAUCAUCAUUGCAGACUGCCAAGUUUACCUUGCAGUGUUGUCUUUCAUCAAACAAGAGCUGUCAUCAUACAUCAAAGGAGGCUGGAUCCUCCGUAAAGCCUGGAAGAUGUACAACAAAUGUUACAGCGACAUCACACACCUGCAGGAGGGCAGAAGGAGACGAGCUUCUGAACAGCGAGGGAUGGCGCCUCCAUCUCUGUCCUCCUCUGACCCGUCCAACCACAGCCGCUCCUCUUCGCCUGGGCCGAGACUGGACGGCGUCAGCCCAGAGGCUCUGGAUCGGCUGAAAGGUGCCGUCAGCUUUGGUUACGGCCUCUUCCACCUCUGUAUCUCGAUGGUGCCGCCGCACCUCCUGAAGAUCGUCAAUCUGCUGGGUUUCCCUGGCGACCGCCUUCAAGGCCUGUCAGCGCUCACGUACGCCAGUGAAAGUAAGGACAUGAAGGCCCCCUUAGCUACCCUGGCCCUCCUGUGGUACCACACAGUAGUGCAGCCCUUCUUUGCCCUGGAUGGCACAGACACGCAGGCAGGCCUGAUGGAGGCCAAAUCCAUUCUUCAACAAAGGGAGGCCAUCUAUCCGAACUCCUCCCUCUUCAUGUUUUUCAAGGGCAGAGUCCAACGCCUCGAGUGCCAGAUCAGCAGUGCCUUGACAUCCUUCCGGGAUGCCUUAGAUCUGGCCUCUGACCAGAGGGAGAUUCAGCACGUCUGUUUAUAUGAAAUAGGUUGGUGCAGCAUGAUCGAACUGAACUACGGAGAAGCUUACAGGGCCUUUGAGCGACUGAAGACCGAAUCCCGCUGGUCCCAGUGCUAUUACGCCUAUUUAACUGGAGUGUGCCAAGGAGCCACAGGUGAUCUGGAGGGAGCCAUCACUGUUUUCAAGGAUGUUGAAAGACUUUUCAAACGCAAGAACAAUCAGAUAGAGUUGUUCUCCAUGAAGAGGGCUGAUAAGCUAAGGACCCCCAGUCUAUCCAAACAACUCUGCAUCCUAUCUGUGAUUGAGAUUCUUUAUCUGUGGAAAGCUCUGCCCAACUGCUCUACUGCCAAGCUUACGACAAUGGCACAAGUCCUGCAAGGGAUUGACGAUGCCUCAUGUGCAGGCCUGAAAAACCUGCUUCUUGGUGCCAUAAACGGAUGUCUUCAAAACACCAACGAUGCCAUGCGGUUUUUCAAUCUGGCUGCAAGAGAUGAGGUCGGUCGUCUGAGCAACUCGUAUGUGCAGCCCUACUCCUACUAUGAACUGGGCUGUGUGCUGCUGAACAGCCCAGAGUCUGCAGUGAAGGGCAGAAUGCUGAUGCUUCAGGCUAAGGAGGACUAUGCCGGCUAUGACUUUGAGAACAGGCUUCAUGUUCGUAUUCAUUCAGCUCUCGCCUCAAUGAGGGCUGCUGCAGCCCAGCCGUGACAAUUGUAUCUGCACCUCAGAAAGGACUGGAAACAAUGUCUAUAAAAAAAAUAAAAAAAGCAACAAUACCAUCAGGUCACUAGUGUUACACUGUUUUUAUAUGUUUUAAUUUAUUUCAUUUUAGUUUUGGAUUCUGAGCCAAUACAUCAUUUGAAAAUAUGUGCAACAUAACCAUGGGAGAACAGUUACGGGAGGUAUUUCAUUUAUCUGUUAUUGAACUUGAAUUUUUAUUGUUUAGAUGGUUCAUUUUAAAACUAAAUGCCAGUCAAAUCAGAUGAAAAGCUGUAAAUUAAUUUCGAAAAAGCAUCCAGAGAGGGAACUAUCUUAUUUGGAGACAACCCAGGUCAAGUAGAGUUGUGAUGUGAAGGCUUUGCUAACCCAGCAGAAUAGUUUUUAUCGGUGUAAAUAUGGCUUUCUCACAUGUUUUAAUAGAUAUCAUGAACACCAUGUUGUGAGCGGCCUAGAUGCACAGUGCCACUCUUGG